CGGAUGGUUGGUCACACUGCGCCGUAGGAUCCUCCUCGCCUGGGAGCAAAAAAUUAACUUCCAAUGAAUUGAUAUUGAAGUGUCCCGCACUGUCAGGAACCAGUUUCGGAAAAGUAACCACUCAGAUCUUGGUUUUGUAAAGUUUAUGGCGGAUGGGAUGAAAGCGCGACUCCAGCGACUCAACUUGUUCAACCUGAAACAAGAACAGAAAGAUGUUCCUGAGAUCAUCAGUACGUUAAGGCAAGCUGGCAAGAACUCAGCACGCAAUGAUGACAUCAACAACAUUUCCAACAAACCUUCCUCUGGUGGCCGUGAUCCCUCUGAAACUGGCUUUUCUUCUCACUCCAAAUUAAUGACCUCUGCACCCCCCCCUCCUGCUGUGUCCCCAACAACUUUUGCAAAGAAGUUUGAGGUGUUGUUCUGUGGCCGUGUGAGCGUCGCUCAUAAGAAAGCCCCUCCUGCCCUUAUUGACGAGUGCAUCGAGAAGUUUAGCCAGUUGCAUGGCUCAGGGACGGCUAAUAAAGGAGGAGAUAGUGGGCGAUUGGGGGGUGGGCUGAAGAGGGCAUUAUCCCUUCAAUGUAACGGACUUGGGAGUGGUGCUGCUGGAAAUGAUGCAGCAGGGAGCCCAACCACAGGGAAGCGUCCUGUUCUGUUUAAAAAAGACCCCAGCUUUCCCUGUCUACAGGCCCUGGAUGAGAAUGGACUCUCACCGGAGAUCUCCCACAACAACACUACUGAUGCACAUGCCCACUCUGCUGGAGUGCAGCCCACCAGCCUGCAGGAAAACAGGACCAUGCUUUUUACGGUGGGCAGGUCUCAGAUCUUCUUGAUCAGUCCAGACACUAAGAAAGUUGCCAUAGAGAAGAGUUUCAGAGAAAUCUCCUUCUGCUCACAGGGUAUUCGUCAUGUGGAUCACUUUGGCUUCAUUUGCAGGGAGACGGUUGACGGGGGGAGCUGCCACUUUGUUUGCUAUGUCUUCCAGUGUACUGAUGAAUCCCUGGUGGAUGAGAUCAUGCUGACCUUGAAGCAGGCUUUCUCUGUGGCAGCACUGCAGCAAAAUGCAAAGACCCAGAGCCAGCAGUGUGACAGCUGCCCCAUGCAGCAGCUCCACAGACUGUGUGAGAGGAUAGAAGGGCUACAUCCAUCUAAAACUAAGCUGGAGCUUCAGCGGCACUUGGCCACUCUUGACAACCAGGAGCAAGCUUCAGUGUUUGAAAACACUAUGAGGGCCCGUCCAAAAAGCGAUCAGGAAGAGAAUGAGCUGGUAAUGGCCUCUCUGAGGAGUCUGUAUGAGGAGAGGCAGAGAAGCCAUCAGCACACACUGUCUGGAGACAGCAAACAGGUGUGUGAGGAGGCAGCUCCAGCCUCAGUGGAGGCACAGCAGCAGAGCAGUAGUCGACAGCGACUUGAGCAGUUCAAAAGCCGAGCCAAGCGCUCUCUUACUGAGUCCCUGGAGGGGAUCUGGAAGGGGAGCAACAAAGCCAGAACUCAAAGGGACAACAGUGUUGGAAGUGACAGCGGCUCCUCUGUUUGUACGGUCAUCAGCAGCCCGGAGCAGUCCUGUCUAGAUGACCCCCUGCCUUCCUCCGCCAUUCUGCAAUCCACCAGCCCACUCAGGUGCCACAAUUCAACAGGAGACCUGAAACGCCUCGACGACUCUCCCCGCUUGUCUCCCUCCUCCUCUUCUUGUGACGCUCAGCCAAAGGGGUUCCGCAGACGAGCCAGCACCUUCAGCCACCCUCCCACCCCCACAUCAGCAGAGUACUCACCAAUGCACACGCUAAAUCACUCUCCACAGGACCUCACUGCAACCACAAAGCCAAAGCUUGUACGACACUACUCGGUCAGCACCGACACUCCACACCAGAGCAAGGAUGUUGCAGCUCUGUCCACACCAAGUAGAGAAUAUGAGAUGGGGGAGAGUCCUCUGCGCAGCCACCGCCACUCCUGGAGGCAGCAGAUCUUCCUACGGGUCGCUACACCUCAGAAGAGCACAGAAACCAUUGAACGAGGAGAUCCCUGUCUUGAAGCAGGUCGAGUUUGCUCUGGCCAGGUGGGAAGUGGAGGAGUUGUGGACUUGUCUAUAAGCGUGGUGCCUGAGGAGAGGACAAAAAGGAGCAAAGAGGAGCUGAGGGAGCUAUGGAGGAAGGCCAUCAUACAACAGAUCCUUUUGCAGAGGAUGGAGAGAGAGAACCAAAAAUUACAAGGCGUAGCUCUUAGUCAACACAAAGAGAGAGAAAUGGAGAGCAGCAGGAGGCGAGGAGAGAGGAGAGAAUAUGCGCUGGCUGGUCUGCAGCCAUCAAAUUCAGAGAGCGACCUGCAGAACAAGCGUCUGAAGCUGGACUACGAGGAAAUCACGCCGUGUCUGAAGGAGAUCACUCUGGUCUGGGAGAAGAUGCUGGGGACUCCUGGGAGGGCAAAGGUUAAAUUUGACCCAGAGACCAUACAUGAUGCGGUUGCAAAAGGUGUCCCCCGGCAGCAUCGCGGCGAGAUCUGGAAGUUUCUCUCUGAACAAUACCUGCUCAGGCAGACAGUCCCGUCCCGACCACCUGCCAAUCACAUGCCGUACAAAGAGCUGCUGAAACAGCUCACGUCACAACAACACGCCAUCCUCAUAGAUCUGGGUCGCACUUUUCCCACUCAUCCAUAUUUCCAAGCCCAGCUGGGUGCAGGGCAGCUGUCUCUGUUUAAUCUGCUAAAGGCCUACUCCCUGCUCGACCCUGAGGUGGGCUACUGCCAGGGCUUGUCCUUCAUUGCAGGAGUGCUGCUGUUACACAUGGGGGAAGAGGACGCCUUCAACAUGCUCAAAUUUCUCAUGUUUGACGUUGGGCUCCGCAAACAGUACAGGCCUGACAUGAUCAUCCUGCAGAUUCAGAUGUACCAGUUGUCACGGCUGCUCCAUGACUACCACAGGGAUCUUUACAGCCACCUGGAGCAGCAGGAGAUCGGGCCCAGCCUGUACGCCACCCCCUGGUUCCUCACUGCCUUCGCUUCACACUUCCCCCUUGGCUUCGUGGCCCGAGUCUUUGAUAUGUUGUUCCUGCAGGGGUCAGAGGUCAUCUUCAAGGUGGCCUUGAGUCUACUUGGAAGCCACAAGCCUCUGAUCCUGCAGCAUGAGAACCUGGAGUCUAUAGUGGACUUCAUCAAGACCACGCUGCCAAACCUGGGCCUGGUGCAGAUGGAGAAAACCAUCAACCAGGUGUGUGAGAUGGAUAUGUCCAAACAGCUCCAGGCCUAUGAGGUGGAGUAUCACGUCCUGCAGGAUGAGCUGCUGGACACGCCCCCCACCCUUAACCAACAGCAGAGGGCUGCACAGCUGGAGAGGACCAAUCAGAGCCUCCGGCAGCAGAACCUUGAUCUGCUGGAGGAGCUACAGGUGUCUCAAGCUUGCGUCUGCAGCCUAGAGAGCCGUGUGGAGACUUUAGCACAGUCGGAUGGCCGUCUGAAGGAGCAGGUAACUGCACUGCAGGAGGAAAAGAAGCAGCUCGCCAGCACUGUUACACGCCUCCAGGACCUCCUCACCAGCCUAGGCAUUCAUACAACCCCUGAUGGACACACUCUCGCCCCUCCCUCAGAGAGACACACGCCAAUAGUAGAGGUGGAGGGGCUGGUGAACAGGACUGUGGACUCUCCCCCACACCCUCUGGCUAUUCCAGAGGGGUUAUAACCACACCUGAUCAUUUUCCAAAUGGUGAGGUCAACCUGAGGAGGGUCUGGGUGUGGAGGUGCAGAGGAGGGAAAGGUGGAUGGAGAUGUAAAUCGGCUCCCUACUUCAACCUUUAUUCUCUUCCCAGCAUGUGAAUGUUUUAAUAAAAAGAAGAAACUCAGAGGAAGUUGGACCUUGAAGAGCAGAGAAGGAUGGAAAUAGAACAAAAUUGGGGAUGAGGUUGAAAGAGAAAGUAGAAAUUAAAGAAUGGACAAAAGUAGUAGUAUUAUCCAAAAAACACAAGUGCACACUUCCAGCACUCUGAUAAAGAUGAAUACACUUGUUUUCUGACCAACAGACCCCAAAUAUAGCACUGUCCCACUGGGCCUCUACUGUCAAAACAAAAGUUACAUUUGCACCUGUACCCGUAUGUUUGUGUGUCCGAGUGUUUACUUUGUUUGUUUUACUUAUUGUGUGUAGAAUGUAAGGAGGCUGAAAACGCCAAAGAUUGUCCCCAUGAAUACAAAACAAGAUUGCACAAAUGUGUUGUUCAUAAUUGAUGCACAUAACAAUGGAAGUAAUACAAAGAUUAACUGAUUCCAAAGUAAGAAUAAGAAGAGUGAGCUAAAGGGACGGAUGAAGAAUAAACUUCAUGACAAAGUUUAGUUUGUGUUCCUCUCUUAUAAAGUUUAUUGCCAUGUAAGCUAAAUGAUGUUCGAUUUUGGUGCUCGUAUACAGAAGUCAGGUGUGAACUAUUUUUGAUUCUCCAAAGUUUGUUUCCUGAUCCUGACAAUUUUAUACUUCAUUUAUCCGCAGCAGGUCACAGGAAGAGAAACACAAUAAAUCCGCUUCCUGUUUUUUCACCUUUGAGUGCGAUCCAUGUGUGUAGAGAGGGAAAUAGAUGCAGGUUCAGCAGAAAACUUCAACACAGUGUCUGUGCCUUUCUUGUGCACACUUUCACACAUCAGUUACUUUGAAUUAGGACAAAACACUUUCAAGUCUGAAACUUUAACUUAGAAACUUCUGCUGUGGAGACAAUCUGUCAGCUACGAGUCAUUUACUGUAUUCAACACACUGAACUCCUUCAGGCCGAGCUUGCUGCUUGGUGUGUGUGUAUCUUAAUGUCUGUUUGUGUUACUUUGUGUCUGUGCACUUCACUGAUGUCAACAAAUCUGUUGAUUUACACUGUAAAGAUAUUUGAAUUUUACUGCAAACUCUCCUUGCACAUUUGUUUUAAUUGAUGAUUAUAAUUCUAUUCUUUAAAAUACAUUUCAUAUCCUUCCAGCACAUCCGAAGUCAGUUUUUCUUUUCAUGUGUGUUUGUCUGCAUGUGUCAGGUGUCAUGUGACGGAUUAAAAACAGUGUAGAUUGUA
This is a messenger RNA of Notolabrus celidotus (New Zealand spotty), 5018 nucleotides long. RefSeq names its product TBC1 (tre-2/USP6, BUB2, cdc16) domain family, member 1 (gene tbc1d1). NCBI's taxonomy places the organism in Eukaryota, Metazoa, Chordata, Actinopteri, Labriformes, Labridae. The record is from RefSeq and is a predicted model, not a curated record. Bases 146 to 3667 code for a protein of 1173 amino acids. The transcript has 21 exons.